UGGCAUGUAUGGUGGUCUAGGAAUGGGAAUGGGUAUGUCUGAAGAUUUUCAACGCAGUCAGAUGACUUUUAUGCUACUUGGGCGUCUGCUUGAAAUGUGCGGCAUGUUUGCAGGUGUCAUACAAAUGACUUUUGGGAGUGCUCUUCAGUUCAUGGGUAAUUAUAUUGGGAUGAGCCAGCAGUACAAUCAACUGAAAUCUGGCAUGUACAGGGACGAAAGUGGUAAAUGGGUUGAGCUGCCGAAGAGAACUGUCACUGAGAAGGAGAAUUUGAAUACUUCUCGCAAGCGAAGGUACACGAGCCGGAAGCGACAAGAGCGGCCAUGGGUUGCCAUUUUAAGGCGAAUCGCAUUCUUCUUGUUAGCCCUGUUUGUGGCCAGAAGGCUAAUGGUUCGGGCAGCAGCAAGACCGGUCUCUCUACUUCCGUGGUGA
Messenger RNA from Trypanosoma conorhini, 430 nucleotides. RefSeq lists its product as uncharacterized. The annotation marks the transcript as partial. The record is from RefSeq and is a predicted model, not a curated record. NCBI's taxonomy places the organism in Eukaryota, Euglenozoa, Kinetoplastea, Trypanosomatida, Trypanosomatidae. The transcript has a single exon.